Molecule: messenger RNA, 547 nt
Organism: Micropterus salmoides (largemouth bass)
Lineage: Eukaryota; Metazoa; Chordata; Actinopteri; Centrarchiformes; Centrarchidae
Product: KICSTOR complex protein SZT2-like
Exons: 5
Coding region: 32-547 (171 amino acids)
Cellular component (GO): peroxisome
Source: RefSeq, a predicted model, not a curated record
CGUGCAGAGCAGCCAAGGGCCGACUGUGGCCAUGCAGGCCGUCACUCACAUCCUGUCCAUGCUCUCCGAGAUCCGUAUAUCAGAAGGCUUUCACUUUGCUGCUAGUGGAGAGGGCAUCGUUAACAUGGUGAUUGAGCUGCCAAUGAAGGGCAUGUCAGGGGACACGGACACAGAGAGUCCCUCUUGUAUUGUUCAGUACAUCCUGUUUCCACCUCACUCUACGUCUACCAAGGAUAGUUUCUCCACUGAUGAUGACAACGACACCGAGGUGGAGGCUGUAGAUGUGGACACCGAGCUGAACCUUGUGACAGAGUGCUGGGUAGAACCCCAGAGUGGCACAGUGAUGAACUGCAUGGAUCAACAUCGCCACUUCCAGGGCCUCAAAUACCAGGAGAUCCCUCAUGCAAUCUUCCCAAGGGAUCUGGCCUGUAUGUCCACCAUGAUGACCUUUGAGUAUUUGAGCCAACUGUGUCAGAACAAAGAUCAGGUCUGCUCACUGCCAGCUGGACUCAAGGAUAGAGAGGUAAUAAAACUCACUGCUCUUUAG